Molecule: messenger RNA, 8735 nt
Organism: Polyodon spathula (Mississippi paddlefish)
Lineage: Eukaryota; Metazoa; Chordata; Actinopteri; Acipenseriformes; Polyodontidae
Gene: fer1l4
Product: fer-1 like family member 4
Exons: 45
Coding region: 305-6409 (2034 amino acids)
Biological process (GO): plasma membrane organization
Cellular component (GO): membrane
Source: RefSeq, a predicted model, not a curated record
GCAGACUUCAGAGAGGGAGUUCCUUGUGCCCUAACCUGCUGGGUGAGUCAGCUUCUGAAUCGGUGCAACCUGUCGAUCUCGCCAGAAGCAACGUUGCUCCCGUGCCUGAGUGAGCCUCCACUGCCACAGCAUCAGCGCUAUUCCUCUGUGAAGCUACACCUGUACCAGCGCGACUCACGCUAGAGCGCAGGCAACUCACAGGGGCCUUCAGUAAAACAACAACAAUGCAGAGUACAUGAAAAACCAGAGAACUGCCUGGGAGUGAACAGUACUGUAUCCAAACUAGUUUGUAAACGCCAGCAAAAUGUCCAUCGCUGUCAACUUGAAAAAGAUCUCUAACUUGCCUGGAAAAUAUGACCGACAAGUGGAGCUGAUAUUCAGAGGGUUCACCCACAGGAUAAAGAAAACGCAAUGUGAAAGCGAAGCUGUAUUCAAUGAGCAAUUCACCUGGCCUCACUAUGGGAAGCUCAUCCCAGAGGAGAUGCUGACAAUCAAAGUCUACAACUGUAGCAAGGUCUUCAGCAAUAGGCUCCUGGGGAAGCUGGAGAUCACUCUGCAGCACCUGGUGUCAGCAGGGAGGCUGGUCCUCCGAGAAGCUCUUACUGACAAGAACUACAGUCUGACCGAUGUUUUCAUCGAGUUGGAUAUCCGGUAUCAGCCACUGGAAGGCACAGCGGGGGGCUGGCUGGAAGAUGACUUCCUCUCCUCCCACGAUGAAGAUGACGGGACUGGACUUAUUAUACAGAAUGUCGGCUAUUUCGACCCAAAGACGAGGGAGGUGAAGCGCACUGACAAGCUGGACCGCGAGGCUCGACGGCUGGGGAAGAGCCUGGUGAAGAGCGGAGAGGAGGGGGAGGAGGGGGACGAGGACGAUGACGACGAUGACGACUACGAUGUUUCAGAAGUCGAGUUCUCAAACAUCAACUUCACACACAUCAAGAGUCGCUGCCGAUUCCUGUCAAAGACUGAACUGACUGCCACACCCAAAGUGCAGAGUUUCCAGAUCAACGUGAAUGUGCUGGAGGCUCAGAAGCUGGUCGGGGUGAAUAUUGACCCCAUGGUUUACGUGAAGGUGGGGGACGAGAAGAAACACACAGCAACACAGAAGUCAACAAACUGUCCUUUCUACAAUGAAAAUUUUAUGUUCGAGUUCCAGGAACCCCAAGAGGUUUUGUUUGAUAAAGUUGUUGAAAUUUCAGUUGCGUAUAAAAAGAGGUUCUCGUUCUUUCCCACCUGGUUGGGAACAUUCAAGAUCGAUAUCAGCACCGUCUACAAUCAGCCUGAUCACCGGUUUUACCAGAAAUGGGCAGUACUCACCGAUCCCAAAGACACGCGGAGCGGCAUCAAGGGCUACGUGAAGGGCACUGUCAGCGUCGUGGCGAAGGGGGACAGCAUGGGCAUGGCCAGCAUCCCCACGACAGGCAGCCAGAACGAUGACAUCGAGAAGAACCUGAUGCUACCCAGGAGGAUGCCGGCGGAGAGACCCUGGGCUAAGUUCCUUGUCAAGGUCUAUAAGGCUGAGGGUCUGCCCAGCAUGAACGCGGGGUUCAUGGGCAGCUUUUCCAAGAUCAUGGGGGAGAAGAAGGUCUUCAUCGACCCCUACGUGCAGAUCACCUUUGCAGGGCAGCAGGGAGAGACGUCCGUGGAGAGCAACACCAACGCCCCGGAGUGGAACGAGCAGAUCUCCUUCAUCGAGCAGUUUCCACCCCUCGCCCGGAGGAUCAAGGUGCAGAUCCUGGACGACGCCAACAUCGGCGACGUGGCCCUCGCCACGCACUUCCUAGACCUGCAGCAGAUAUCGGACCCCACGAGGAAUGGCUUCCACCCCACAUUCGGACCCACCUGGAUCAACCUGUACGGCUCCCCCCAGAACUCGGUCCUGCGGGACAUUCACCGGGACCUGAACGAGGGUCUGGGUGAGGGCAUCUUCUACCGGGGUCGCAUCCUGCUCUCCCUGUCCGUGGAGCUGUACCACUCGCCCAGCCCCACCGAGAACAAGGCAGCCAAGGCCAAGAAGAACGCCCUGAGCAAGCUCAAGCUGAAGAAGAAGAGCAAGAAGUCCAGGGAGAAAGUGAAGGAAGAAGCAGCGCCGGAGGGGAGCAGCGAGGGGGCGGAGCAGGAGGAGAGCAUGGAGCUGCCUAGCGCCGUCACUGUGGAGAUGGAAGAGAUCCACCCGCUGCCUGAGAACUUCGUGGGUGAGAAGGAGGAGUUCCUGCUGUUCGGGUCCCUGUUUGAAGCCACCAUGAUCGACCCCUCCAUUGGCUCCAAGCCAGUCACGUUUGAGCUUUCUAUCGGUAACUACGGUAAGGCUGCCGACGUGAUUGUGAAAUCAAAAAAGACUGCGGCGAAGGAGGAGCUGAAAGAGGACAUGCAGCCGCUGAUGGAGAGCUCCGAAGAUGAGCUGGAGAAAGUAGAUGUGGAGGAGCCUAGGAGCAGAGACAAGUCCGUCACUCAGCCCAAGAAGCCACAGUCAACCGAGUAUGACAGGUCUUUCAGUUGUAUUCCCCUGCUGCACGAGAAGCCUUGCCUCUACAUCUGGAACUAUUAUGAGGACCAUAGCGCUCGGCUCUAUAAUACCAACUGGAUUGGAAAGAUGGCAGACAGACUGGAAUAUGGGAUCGAUGAAGUGGAGAAGCUACUCAAGCGGCCGAGGAGCCAUGCAAAGGAACGUCUCAAAGAGGUCCUGGCUGAGUUCGUGGCGAGCUGCAGGCAGUACAGUGUAAACGCAGAUAAGAAGACGAUGCCCAGGCCAAACAACCUCGACAGGUGCAGAGUGAAGUUUUUAAAACAGAGCAUUAUCAUGCUGGCCAAGCAGGUCCUGAGAAUCAGACACAGAAUCACCAAGCAGAACACCAGAGUAAAACUGGACGAGACGAGGACAAAACUGAAAAGACUGCGCUUUCUAGCCAAGGAGCCUCAGAGCACCCUGCCUGACGUAUUCAUAUGGAUGCUGAGCAGCAACAAGCGUGUGGCGUACGCUCGCAUCCCGUCUCACACCAUCCUCUUCUCGAUGGUAGAGGAGGAGAGAGGAAAGGACUGUGGUAAACUGCACACCCUUUACCUGAAGACCCCCGGGGCCCCUGUGGGAGAGGUCUUUGCUAAGCUGGAGGUGUACAUGUGGCUCGGGGUGACCAAGUAUGUGAAGAACAUCCUGAGCAGCCUGCCGGACGAGUUCAAGCCCCUGUAUGAGCAGGCCAGCUUCAGCACCCCCAUCCCUUCCAGCAUGCCUCCGUCCAAGCUGUGCUGCGAUGAUAGCCGUUAUUUCCAGUUAAGGGCGCACUUGUACCAGGCGCGGGGGAUCCUGGCUGCGGACGACAACGGCCUGUCGGACCCUUUCAUCAAAGUGGUGUUCUCCACCCAGUGCCAGGUUACCAGGAUACUGGAGGGCACCCUCUCCCCCACAUGGAGUGAGCUGCUGUUCUUCGAUCAGAUCCUGAUGGAGGGGAGCAAGGAGGAUUUGAGGAGAGACCCUCCCGUCAUUGUCAUCAACCUCUACGACUACGACAAAAUUGGCAGCCCCAAGUUCAUCGGCCAAGCCUUUGCUGGCCCUGAGGUCAAGCUGAUUGAUGAGACCUACAGUAAGCCAGCCUUGCAGUUCUAUGACAUCACCAAAGGGAAGACCCGGGCGGGGGAGCUGCUGGCAGCGUUUGAACUCAUCGAGCUCGAUUACUCUGGAUACGGGGAGCCUAGUGUCUCAGCGGAUGUUGACCCAAAAGAACCAGAAUACCUGGUGGAGCAGAAUUACUACCCGAUCCCUGAGGGGGUUCGGCCCAAGCUCAGACCAUUUAAGAUUGAGGUGCUGUACUGGGGGCUGCGUGAUCUGAAGCGGGUCAACCUAUUUGAGGUUGAGAGGCCUCAGGUGAAGAUCGAGUGUGCUGGGAAACUGAUCACUUCCGAGGAGAUUACUAAUUACAAGCAGAACCCCAACUUUACUGAGCUCGUCCAGCACUUCGAUGUGGAGCUCCCUGAGCUGGUAUACCUGCACCCCCCGCUCACCAUCUUCGUCCUGGAGCAGCGAGCCUUUGGGCGCAUGGUGCUGGUGGGGACACACGUGGUGCAGAGUCUCAUGCAGUUCGCACCCAAAGACCUGGAGGAGCUGAAUGAAGAGGAGGAGCCGGAGCAGAAGGAGAAGAAACCUGAAAAGAUAGUGAACCCUCUGAACACCGUCAUCAACAUGAACCUGGGCUCCCUUCCUAUGGCAGCCACCAAGAUUCCUAUCAACCCCAUCAACCUGGCGUCAAAAACCAUAAGUAAAGUCCCCCUUGAAAUCCUCAAACAGGAGGAGCUGGUUGAGGAGGAGCCUGAGAAGGAAGAGCUUGACUGGUGGUCCAAGUACUAUGCCUCUCUGGCGGAGCUGGAGAAAAAGAAUACAGAGGAGGAGGAGGAUAAUGAAGAUCAUCAGGAAGCAGAUGGUGGGAAUUUAAAUGCUGAUUCUCUAGACACAGUGGAAGAAGAUUUAACUGCCUAUACUGAACCAGAGCCCCCUAAACCAAAGAGGAAGUCUAUAGCAGUCCUUACACUCUAUAAAUCAGAACUUGAAAACGAGUUUCAGGAUUUCAUGGACUGGCUGCACAUAUUCCCCAUCUACAAAGGCAAGGCCAACUGCGAUGAAGAGGAUGAAGAUGACGAGGAGCGAACCAUGGGGAAGUACAAGGGCUCUUUCUUAAUUUACCCCAAAGAGGAGGGUGAGGAGGAGCCAGAGUGUAGGAUUAUCCAGGGGGCCCCCAAAAACAUGCCUAUCAAAGUGCUUGUGAGAGUCUACGUGGUGAAGGCUACCAACCUGGCUCCUACAGACCCCAAUGGCAAGUCGGACCCCUAUGUGGUAGUGAAGAUUAGGGAGCAGCAUAUGGACAGCAAGGAGCGUUACAUACCAAAGCAGCUGAACCCAGUCUUCGGAGAGGUGUUUGAGUUGACAGUCUCCUUCCCUCUCGAGACUGAGCUCUCACUGAUGGUGUUUGAUCACGACCUGAUUGGCUCUGACGACAUGAUCGGAGAGACAAAGAUUGAUCUGGAGAACCGUUUCUACAGCAAGCAUCGGGCGCUGUGCGGCUUGGCGUCCCAGUAUGAUACGGAUGGCUACAAUAAGUGGAGGGAUGCUCGCAAGCCCACAGUCAUCUUAGCCAACCUGUGCCGCAAAAACGGGGUCCCUGCUCCUGAGUACAGGCCAUUCGAAGUCAAAAUCGUCAACCAACUUUUUAAAAUCCCCACCGAGGCGUUUCCAGAAGAGUUGUUAAAGAAGAACAAAAAGACUGAAGAGGAUCUAAACGAGCUGGAGGAACACAAAGCCCUGUUCGUCCUGCAGCAGUGGGAGAAGAUACUGGGGUUUGGCAAUAAGCUGGUCCCUGAGCAUGUGGAGAUCAGGUCCCUGCUCAACUCGGAGAAGCCUGGAUUGGCACAGGGUUAUGUGCACAUGUGGAUUGACAUGUUCCCAGUGGAUGUACCAGCCCCGCCCCCUGUCAAUAUCAAACCCCGCCUACCGAUAAGCUACGAGCUGCGUGUGAUCAUUUGGAACACUGACGAUGUCUUCCUUGAUGAUGUGAAUCCAUUCACAGGGGCGCUAUCCAGUGACAUCUAUGUCAAAGGCUGGAUAAAGGGGCUGGAGGAUGACAAGCAGGAGACAGACGUUCAUUUCAACUCUCUGACUGGCGAAGGCAUGUUCAACUGGAGGUUUGUGUUCCGCUUUGACUACCUCCCCACGGAGAAAGAGAUCACGUUCAAGAAGAAGGAGUCUAUCUUCUCCAUCGACGAGACAGAGUUCCGGCAGCCCGCCUGCCUGGUACUGCAGGUCUGGGAUUACGACCGGAUUGGAGCCAAUGACUUCCUGGGUUCCAUUGAGCUGAAGCUGAAUGACAUGGUGAGAGCAGUCAAAUCCUCGGAGCAGUGCUCAGUGAAGAUGGGGAAGGACAAGGCCAGCCCGCGCUUCUCCAUCUUCAGGAGCAAGAGGAUGAAGGGCUGGUGGCCCCUGAUCAAGCUGAAGAGCCAGGAGGAAAUCGAGAGGGAGGAGCAAGAGGCCGAGGAAGAGGCGAAGAAGAAGAGGAAGAAGAAGAAGAAGAAGGACAGGAGGAGUCGAAUGAAGCCGGAUGAGAUUCAGUUUGUGGAUGCCAGUGGAAACACUUUUGUCCUGAUGGGUAAGGUUGAAGCCGAAUUGCAGCUGGUCACUGUAGAAGAAGCUGAAAAGAACCCAGUGGGAAAAGCACGCAAGGAACCAGAGCCGUUGGAGAAACCCAAUCGACCAAAGACGUCCUUCAACUGGUUCGUCAACCCAUUGAAGACCUUCGUUUUCUUCAUCUGGAAGAAAUACAAGAAGUAUAUCAUUGCUCUGCUCAUCAUAGUCAUCCUGGCCCUGUUCCUGGCCCUGAUCUUCUACACUCUACCAGGGCAGAUCAGCCAGAAGAUUAUCAGUGGGUGACACCCUAACCUCUCCGCUCACACAGAGAAAGAGCAGAGAUACUGGCACAGACAGCCACCAUUCUAUUAUCUCACAUACAUCAUCCACAACUAUCAAACACUCAACAUUCACAAACACAACCUGGAGAAAUCCAAUGACAAAUGCUUCCACUGGGUAAUGCCUUGUGUUAUUUAAGAUAUCUGUUAAUUUCUAUGUUACUUCUAGUAAUCACUACAAGCACUGAUCAAGUGCCAAAACAUGCAAGACUUUUUUUUUGUAUAUAAGCGCAUCUUUACGAAAUGUUAAAAUGCUCUUGAAUUUAGAUUAAUGAAAUCGAAUGCGUUCUGAUGCUAUACGCAUUUGGCUGUAACGUUGUAUGUUGGAUUAGCCAAAGGUUCAAUCUGGGAAGCAAGAAAUGUACUUUUUACAUAAAAAAUUUAGAGUAUAUGCUGUAGCACCUUUUAUAUUACGCAAUGGAGAAAAAAAAAAAGCAAUCAGUGUUAGAUAAGAAAUUAAAAAUAAAAAUUCUUGCAUACAUGGGAUUGGACAAUGCAGAUCAAGACGUAACCUGCAUGUGAGUCGUUUCCGUUUGUGGCAGCCAGGUAGCUAACAGAGGGGGCUAAUCCAAUCAAUCUGGACGCCUGCCCUUUUUAUAAAAAUGUGUGAGCAUGCCAAUGUUGUUGUUCUGUAUGUAGACUCUUUUAAUGUUGACCCACACAGAAUGAUGCAGGGAUGUAUUCAUCAAUAAAUAUGCUGCUGCUGCAUACAGUCCAAUAUUACCCUCUUGGCUCCUAUAGAAUGCAUGUGGUCCUGUAUAGUAUACUGACUAGGCGCUUGUUUCUAAGUGCACUGCACUGCACCCUGCUGGUACACAUUGUACGUGCAUCACUUUAAUAGACACAGAAGCAUGUGCAGUGCAUGGCUUUCCUGUUCCUGUAUACUCCUUCACCUCGGUGUUCACCCAGGCAUGGCAUUUGCUGCUAUAGUUUCAGAACAUGUCUGUUGAUCCGAUAGUGCAGUUGUGCUAGUGAUUCAUUUAUCAUUCUAGGUUUAUUUUAUUACCAUUCGUCGAAGAGUUCUCCAAACAGGGAGGUAUUCCAUUAUUACUGGAGGAAAUUCAGGAAAACCAAAAAUCCGACCGUCUCCUGCAAGCAGGCAGCAGAGUAAAUUGCCACGUUUUAAGUGCGAUAGUUUUACCUUUCUUUUUUUUUCUGGCAGAAUGGCUAUGCAUUUUUUAUCAGGCUCUUGGAUUCCGCUGACGGCGAGAGAGACCCCUAUUAAUGCUGUAUUCAUCUGAUUGCCAUCCCUGUCUGUCUGUGUGUGUGUGUGUGUGUCAGAUGUACAUCUGUGCCUUUAACAGCUUUCAGAUUGUCUUGAAAUGAAAAUGCCAUUCACAGUGGCGUGACAAUGCGAAAGCCCAGAAAAGCACUUGCAGGGUAUUGUGCUUAUUGUCUUCUGAGCUGGGUUAGUGAUAUGAAAAUUAAUUCGAACUCCAGUGACAGCACAGCCUCCUUGAUGCUCAGCUCAAGGUAAAAUAAAUACAUUGGAAAUGGACGAUGGUGGCUUAUCAAGCCUCAUUCCAUUCCAUCCUUUUGUUUUCAAUGCAGUAAAGAAAGAACAUCAGAAUGCCAGACAGUAUUUUAUCAGUUGAUUCCCCGUACGAACAUUUAUUUUUUCAUUUUUAUUAGGCAGUUCUUUGAGUGUGUGUAUUGUGAGCUGAUGCAUGCUUGCACACUAUUUUUUAAGGAUAGUUUUUUUUCCCGAAGGUCAAGGUGGAGUUGUACAGCAGGCCUUGGGUCCCGUUCGUCAUCACGGCUGUUUCCUUUCCCUGAAGGAUCACCUCUCUCAGCAGGGCUGAGCUCCUCAUAAUUUAUACAAGACGUAAAGGGGAAGCUAACCCCUCCCUCACACCCUCCCACGGGUCGCUUAGUGACUGCAGUUGGUUCACAGUCGGUCUCUGCCCUUUGCUUUGCAUAACACAAGCUGGCUUCCUCUAUCUUUAUAAAUACAUUUCCACACAACGCUGUUUUUGUAAGGUUAAGUUCAGUGUAAGCCGCCUUCAUGUGUCAGAUCAGCCUCCCUCCAUUUGGGAUAAAUGCACAGUUUGGAGUAUCUCGCAUGCAUGGGCAUUGUGCAUAGACAAGCUACAGUAUGUUAAUUGCAUUCUGCUUACUUGUUAUAAUAUAGUGUAGGCAACAACUUCCUUUAUAAACACAGGAAGCCCGUGUUUAGAAAUCUGCGAUAUUGUCACUCCUGCAAGAUAUUACUCCAGUGUGCUUCAUAUGGGGCUUGUAUUAAUGAAAGCUUUGCAAGAUUUCAAGACUAUUAAAUCUGAUCUUAUUCACCA